AUGCUCAUAGUGCUGAUCAGUGGUCCUGCCAGAGGUUGUGGUACUACACGAAAGGUCGCGGAAUUUCAUGAAAUGACCACCUCGGCAGCUCUAUUACUACUUUAUCGCUUUCUGUUUCUCACUGACUUUGCCACACGAGGUUUUAGGCGCUCGGUUCUUAUCUUCGCCUCGCAUCCACAGCCUUACUCACAACACCCGACUGCACUCCCCCCACUUCCCUCGUAG
This is a messenger RNA of Heterobasidion irregulare TC 32-1, 225 nucleotides long. RefSeq lists its product as uncharacterized. Lineage: Eukaryota; Fungi; Basidiomycota; Agaricomycetes; Russulales; Bondarzewiaceae. The transcript has a single exon. The record is from RefSeq and is a predicted model, not a curated record. Bases 1 to 225 code for a protein of 74 amino acids.